UCGGCUAAUAGUUCUCCCGGUCCAACCGUCUGGUCUGAUUGGAAUCGCUGAAGUUCGUAAGAAAACGAGGAAGGAGGAAAAUAUGAAAUUACCAACUUUCAAAGUUUCAAUUUUCGAUUUGUAGACCGAGCUUCAAUUGUUCAUUUCUUCAAUUGCAAAUCUUUUACAGAGCGUUUCCAAUUUCUGGUGAUUUGGGAAUUGAGGACAAAAGGACAUUUGCUAUAUCAUCCAACCAUUUCUCUUCUUCUAUUUUCAGAGAAGUAAAUCGAUGAAGUGCAAAAGACUCCUAUCUGUUCCGGUUUUAUCAGUUCUUUUCUUGGUCGGUUUCAUUUAUUACACCACGGUUUUCGUUUUCAUCGAAGAUUGGUUGGGAUUGAAAAGUCCUGUUGGUAUCUUGAAUGCGUUGAUCUUCAGUUCUUUAGCUUUCAUGUGGCUCGUCUCCUUUGCUGCUUGUGUUCUCAUUGAUCCAGGGCAUGUUCCACCUACCUUUGUGCCCGAUGUUGAAGACGGUGAAGCCUCGGAUCAAGCUCUUAAGAAAAACGGUGUACGAUCAAGAUAUUGUGACAAGUGUUGCAUUUACAAGCCCCCCAGAGCUCAUCAUUGCCGGGUCUGCAGAAGUUGUAUUCUGAAGAUGGAUCAUCACUGUCUGUGGGUAAACAACUGUGUUGGCUAUUCAAAUUAUAAGGCCUUUGUCAACCUUGUCAUAUAUGCAGCCAUGGGCUGCAUCUAUUCCAUGGUCAUCAUUUUAAAUGCAGCGCUUAAAAAGGACUGGAAAUAUGGUGAAAGUUUUCCUCUCAAGAUUUUCUAUAUUACAUGCGGGUGUAUUAUAGUCACCUUAAGUUUGGUCCUUGGGACCCUCUUGGGUUGGCACAUCUACCUUCUAAGUAAUAAUAUGACAACCAUAGAGUAUCAUGAGGGAAUAAGAGCAAUUUGGUUAGCUAGGAAGUCAGGACAAAGCUAUCAUCAUCCCUACAACUUUGGCCUGUACAGAAACAUUAACUUGAUAUUGGGUCCAAAAAUGCUAAAGUGGUUUUGCCCCAUGGAAAUUAGCCAUCUCAAAGAUGGGAUUAGCUUUCGAACUGUGCGGGACAAUUUAUAGGAACUUUGCCUCCAGCCAGACUGGAUAAAUUGGAUGCUCAAUGAUGCUGAGAAUGAGUGUGUAAGAAACAUGUGUUUUGCUUGUUCAUUUUCUGGAUCUUAUGUGAAAACAAGCUUGAAUGGGCCAACUGAUGGUGAGUGAAAAUAGUCAUGAUUGUACCUUUUAAGAGAGGCCAGAAACUUCACCAUUCUUUCCUUUUCAAGAAGUUGCCUUUUGGCAGGGAUGUUUUGACACAAAAUAUGAAAGAUGAAGAACAAAUGUUGAGUCCUGUUGUUUAUGACAUGGUUUCAAUGUUUGUAAGAUGAGGGUCUUCUUGAAAAAAUGAUUUGUGGACAGGAAUAAUGUCUUGAAAAGAAAUGCAGUAGAACUCUUGUAAUCUGGAGUCAUGAAAUGUAAUUAAUGUGUAUUAUGUUCAUAAUAUAGCCAGUGUAUUU
This is a messenger RNA of Nelumbo nucifera (sacred lotus), 1533 nucleotides long. RefSeq names its product putative protein S-acyltransferase 15. NCBI's taxonomy places the organism in Eukaryota, Viridiplantae, Streptophyta, Magnoliopsida, Proteales, Nelumbonaceae. The record is from RefSeq and is a predicted model, not a curated record. Gene Ontology annotation, molecular function: palmitoyltransferase activity.